CCAAAAUCCUCAAACUCAACUCUUGCAAUCUCUCUCUCUACGUCCAAAAUAAUCUCUCUCGGACAAAACCGUGAGCCGCCGAAUAGCAGGACCAGGAUCAGAAUCCGAGCGGGGGAAGAAUCCAGCCAAACCGAUGAAACUUCGAGAUAUGAAGAAAACAGGUGUUAACCCGACUCAACUCAAAAAAGAAAAGGUUGUUGAAGAGGCUAUGGCUCAACUCGAACUUAACAAGAAUACUACUACUCCAAAUUCACAACCCCAUGUAAAGUUUGCUAGGCCUUUCAAAUUCACAGUCCCUUCUGAAGUUUGCGGAGUGGUUGGCCACUAUAAUGAUAGAUGCCCCUACAUCAAAGUAGGCCUCCCAGACAACGUAACUGAGGCUCCCAAGGGCUAUGAAAUAGUUACCUUUCGUGGAGGGAAGCGUGCUGUUAGGAUCAUGUUUUGUGGUUGUUGUAAAAUGCUCCGUGACCACAAGAUCAAGGACUGCCCGAAUAAGAGCGAGACUGCAAUAAUGAACUCUAUUCUGAAGGCCGCUCGCCCUCCUGCAGGUCUGCUGACCACAGGAUGCUGCCGCUGUUGGAGGGGGCUCUGGACGUUUCCAGGUUUCAGAAUUGUCCGGCCUUGUCAAAUGGGUGUUCGGAGAAUUCCGGUGGGCCUGCUUUGUCUCAGGGCUCUGGGAUUUCCGAGGCGGUGGACUCGAAUUCACAUUCGGGCAAUUCUGUUUCUUCCAAUGCGAUUUGUAAUUCGGAUGAUGAGAAGAUUAAGGUGGAGGACGAAAUGGCGAAAAACUACAUUGUGAAAAGGAAGAAAGAGAGCAAUGAAGGCAACAUGGAGUCGUGAAGUGCCAAGUAUCGGGGGGUCGGAGAACAACAACAACAACAACAAUGCCGCUUCUGUGAAUGUGAGUGCGAGUGCGAAUGACGAGCAAGAUAAGAGGAAGGCGAGAUUGAUACGGAACAGAGAAAGUGCUCAGCUUUCUAGGCAAAGGAAACAGCAUUAUGUGGAGGAGCUUGAGGACAAGGUGAGGGCUAUCUAUGCAUUCAACUAUUGCUAAUUUUAACAAUAGGAUUUCUUAUGUUAUGGCCGAGAAUGCUACUUUAAAGCAGCAAUUGAGCAGUCCGCCACCGCCAUCACAUUUAGGGAUGCAGCCGCAUCAACGAACAUAAAUUAACAAAGGAUACGUGAGAAGUAAGAUAAGAUAUGUGGAUAACAUACCCUAAUAUUUUAUCCUUUUUUCACGUGAGUUCCCCAAUCAGUCUCCAUUUCCAAUUUACUAUUUCCCUUUGAGGAGAUGGAGAAAUUUUCAAUCUCGAGUGAUACAUUACGUGUUAUUAUAUAAAUAA
Molecule: messenger RNA, 1343 nt
Organism: Malus domestica (apple)
Lineage: Eukaryota; Viridiplantae; Streptophyta; Magnoliopsida; Rosales; Rosaceae
Source: RefSeq, a predicted model, not a curated record